AUGACGGAGAAGGAUCCACUAGUCUUAUGGCAGUCCCUGAAGGACCGCUUCAGCCAGCAGCUGACUAUUGUGCUCCUCAGAGCACAACAAGACUGGAUCAAUCUACGCUUCCAAGACUUCAAGUCUGUGGCUGCAUACAACUCCGCCUUGAACAAGAUUGUGACCAAACUGCAUCUAUGUGGCCAGAAGAUCACUGACGCUGAUAUGAUCGAGAAGACCUUGUCCACCUUCCACCCCGGCAACAUUGUACUUCAACAGCAAUACAGAAACUCAAGGUACACCAAGUACUGUGAGUUGAGUGAAGUACUAUCUGUUGCCGAGCAACAGAAUGAGGUUCUCAUGAACAAUCAUUCUACCCGACCUACUGGUUCCAUAGCUGUGCUUGAAGCACACGCUAAUGUUGCUGAGAGUUCUCGCAACGGCAAAAGGAGCCGUGGAAAGGGAAAGUGGAAGGGGACGAGGGGUGCCAUGUUCAAGGUCAAAGGAAAGGGAAGGCCCAAGGGUAGGUUCGACCCCAAGAAGGAAUGA
Messenger RNA from Sorghum bicolor (sorghum), 528 nucleotides. RefSeq lists its product as uncharacterized. The record is from RefSeq and is a predicted model, not a curated record. The transcript has a single exon. Bases 1 to 528 code for a protein of 175 amino acids. NCBI's taxonomy places the organism in Eukaryota, Viridiplantae, Streptophyta, Magnoliopsida, Poales, Poaceae.